This is a messenger RNA of Papaver somniferum (opium poppy), 1092 nucleotides long. RefSeq names its product F-box/kelch-repeat protein At3g06240-like. The transcript has a single exon. NCBI's taxonomy places the organism in Eukaryota, Viridiplantae, Streptophyta, Magnoliopsida, Ranunculales, Papaveraceae. The coding region runs from base 1 to 1092 and encodes 363 amino acids. The record is from RefSeq and is a predicted model, not a curated record.
AUGAAGCUUGAACACGAUACCAGAAAAGGCAAUCUCAAACUCCUCACAUCACGUAAAUACAGCGUACUUAAAUACAAGAUGAGAUCAUCCUUGAUGUCUAAUGAUAAGGUUGUAAAUAUGAAGUACCCAUUUAAUAGGAAGAAGGGUGUUGUUCAAAUCUUGGGCAGUUGUAAUGGUUUGAUUUGUGCAAGCAGGGAAAUAAAUCACAUAAUCUAUAUCUGGAACCCUUGUACCAAAGAGUACAAACUAAUACUAUCACCAAAGAAACCGGUUGGAUUUCAAUCAAACAGAUCCCUGGAAAGCACCGAUCACAAUGCUUAUGGGUUCGGUUAUGAUUCACAAAAUAGUGAUUACAAGUUUGUGUCAAUUUUCAGUAAACGAAAUAUGGAUGUUUCUCGAGUUGAGAUAUAUAGUUUGGGUUCAGAUUCAUGGAAAACAUAUGAGUCCGGCAUUCCGUAUAAACUUUCUAGAGGAGACCCUGGCACUGGGGUGUUUGUAAAUGGAGCUCUCCACUGGUUCGCAAAAAGUAACAAAUCCAAAUCACGAGUUAUCCUUUGUUUCGAUUUGGAAGAAGAGAUAUUCAAAGAAAUACCACAACCUGCUGAUGUACCUAUGGACGGUUUCGAUUAUAGAUUUGUUGAUGUGUUGAGAGGCCGCCUUUGUUUGCUUUGUAGCGUUUCUAAGGUCGGGUUUGAGAUAUGGGAGAUGAAGACCUACGGAGUUAGAAAGUCUUGGUCUAAACUUUUCAAGACUGACCUACAACUGAUGAUGGCAUUGGAUAUCUCAUCUUAUCACUACAUAAGAAGCGCAGUGGUUUUAAAGGAUGGCGAAAUCCUAUUACAAAUCCGAUUACAUGACGAUAAGACGUAUUCAGAUUUCAAAUGGCAGGAGAGAUCUAACGUUGUGGGAAUAUGCUGGGAAGAAGAAAAGGGAAGGCAUAUUAACAUAAGGAAGUAUAUGUACAUGAAGAACUUGGCCCAGAUGGUGCCGCGUCUGGAGAGUCUAGUUUCUGUUAACACGGGCACACAUGUUGGAGAUCCGAAGGAACGAGAAGAUUACAACGAGGCUUACAGAGGCAUGCUAUUCCACUGA